AUGGACUCGAGUACCGUCGUAAUUAUUGUAGACGGAGAUGGAGUUAGCAAAUCGCAUAAGAAGAAAUCUGAUGGAUUUCCUUGUCAACCCUUCGUUUCGAUUUUUAGUGCAAAACUAAGUAAUAAUGUGCAUGACAUGAGGAAAGUGAUUCAUAGCAUCAAAGUUGGUGUUGCUCUCGUUUUGGUUUCACUUCUCUACCUGGUAGAUCCUUUUUAUAAGCGAGUUGGAGAGAAUGCCAUGUGGGCUAUUAUGACUGUUGUGCUGAUCUUUGAGUUCUUUACAGGAGGCAUGUUGAGCAAGGGCUUAAAUCGAGGAAUCGGGACCGUACUCGGAGGUGGAUUGGGGUGUUUAGGUGCAGCUUUUGCCCAAGCCGUGGGUGGGGUUAGCAAAGGUAUUGUUGUAGGCAUCUUCGUCUUUGUUUUCAGUGCGGGCACAACGUACACUCGUCAGAUGCCGAACAUUAAGAAGUACGAUUACGGAGCUAUGAUAUUCAUUGUGACUUUCAACAUGAUCGUGGUGUCGGGUUUACAUACCGAUCAAGUCAUGGAACUAGCCCGAAAUCGUCUCUCGACCGUUGUCAUCGGCUUUGCUAUUUGCAUUUUUGUAAGUUUGCUGGUGUUUCCCAUUUGGGCUAGUGAUGAACUUCAUAACACUUUAGCCUCCCGAUUUGAACUCCUUGCUCUCUCUUUGGAAGGAUUCUCCAAGGAAUACUUCGAAAAUGCCAACCAGAAGGAAAAGAAAACUAGUUCUAGUUUUAGUAGUAACUGCAAAUCAAUCCUUCAUUCCAAGACAAAGGAUGAAUCAUUGGUAAAUUUUGCAAGAUGGGAACCAUGGCAUAGGAAAUAUGGGUUUUCUUACCCUUGGGGAAAAUACCUAAAACUAGGAGAGGAUCUAAGAGAAUUGGCUAUAAUCAUCAUUUCACUUAAAACUUGCCUUAGGUCAUCCACACAGUCAUUUGGAGCAUCACGAGAGUCGAUUAAAGAAUCAUGUGAAAAAGUCGUAGCAUCAUUUGCGUGGACAUUAAGAGAACUCGGAGAAAGCAUUAAAAAGAUGAGGAAGUGUCAAUUCGAAGAAUUGAUUGUGCCCAAACUGAAAUCAAUAAGGGUGGAACUAAGUUUCAUUGUGAACCCUUUCGCAGUCGAAAUCAGUUUGGAGAAAUGCGACGGGCUCGGAUUAGCAAGCUUCUUAUAUUCAUUGAUGGAGAUCGUAGAAAAGAUGGAAGAAUUGGCAAAAGAAGUGGAAGAACUUGGAGGUUUUCAUGAAAAUAGAUGA
Molecule: messenger RNA, 1272 nt
Organism: Hibiscus syriacus
Lineage: Eukaryota; Viridiplantae; Streptophyta; Magnoliopsida; Malvales; Malvaceae
Product: aluminum-activated malate transporter 8-like
Exons: 5
Coding region: 1-1272 (423 amino acids)
Biological process (GO): malate transport
Cellular component (GO): plant-type vacuole membrane
Source: RefSeq, a predicted model, not a curated record